Amaranthus tricolor (Joseph's coat) is the source of this 1719-nucleotide messenger RNA. RefSeq names its product tetraspanin-8-like. Gene Ontology annotation, biological process: auxin-activated signaling pathway. The transcript has 2 exons. The record is from RefSeq and is a predicted model, not a curated record. Gene Ontology annotation, cellular component: plasmodesma; plasma membrane. The coding region runs from base 176 to 976 and encodes 266 amino acids. NCBI's taxonomy places the organism in Eukaryota, Viridiplantae, Streptophyta, Magnoliopsida, Caryophyllales, Amaranthaceae.
GACCAGUCAAAUCCAUGUUCUUCCACUCCAAAGUGCGUACCCCAAAUCCGUUACAUAAAACCUCUUCGCCUUCUCCCAAACCGUCACAAAUCACAAUCAAACCCUACAAUUUCAAAUACCCCAUUUCCGAUUAAUCAUCUUCAUUUCAUUCAUUACCCUUUCUCAAUCCAAAACAAUGAAGUGCUCCAACAGUCUCGUAGGACUCCUUAACGCGAUUACAUUUCUCCUCUCAAUCCCCAUCCUCGGCGGCGGAAUAUGGCUUGCGCACAAAGCCACAACCGAUUGCGAGAAAUACUUAGAGAAACCUGUGAUUGCACUCGGAGUUUUUCUCAUGUUGGUUUCACUUGCUGGCUUAAUCGGUGCAUGUUGUCGUGUUAAUUGGCUUCUUUGGGUUUACCUUUUGGUCAUGUUUUUGCUUAUUGUUAUUCUCUUUUGUUUUACUAUCUUUGCUUUUGUUGUUACUAAUAAAGGGGCUGGUGAUGUUGUGAGUAAUCGAGGGUAUAAAGAGUAUAAACUUGGUGAUUACUCUAAUUGGUUGCAAAAUAGAGUUGAUAAUUCUAAGAAUUGGAGACGUAUUAGAAGUUGUUUGAUUGAUGGUAAAAUUUGUCAGAAACUUGCUGCAACUAAUUCUCCUCAAUCCGAAUUCUUUUCCAAACAUUUGUCUCCUAUUGAGUCUGGUUGCUGUAAACCCCCAACAAGCUGUGGAUUCACAUUUGUAAGCCCAACAAACUGGACCAAGGCGGGAACCCCAGCCGAUUCAGACUGCAAUGCUUGGGACAACAACCCGAAUACCCUCUGCUAUGAUUGCAGUUCAUGCAAAGCUGGGUUUUUGCAGAAUCUCAAGGGUGACUGGAAGAAAGUUGCUGUUAUCAACAUCGUUUUCCUCGUCUUUCUGAUCAUCGUGUACUCAAUUGGUUGCUGUGCUUUCCGUAAUAACAGAUGGGACAAUGGUAAUCAAUAUAAGCCCUAUCGUUGAUGGAUCUUUAGAUGACUCGUAUAAUACUUUAGAUUCCUAGGUAUGUCUAGUUUGAUACACAUACACUAGUAAGUAAGUACAUUGGAGUUUCUGGUUUAUUGUUUUAUAUGUUUGUCAUGCUUUGCUCUGUAUAUUUGACCUUUGUCAUUAGCAUGACAGAGAAUGGCAUUUGGAUAUUAUAUUUAUAAUUGUUUGUUUAAUUUCAUUUUUUGUUUACUUUUUUGAAAACGUUUUUAUUACCGGUAUUUUCUUUGUCCUUUUGAGUUUGCACCAUAAAAUUAAAAAAACUCUUACGGCCCGUUUGGUUAGUGGUACUAAAUAGUGGUAAUGAGAAUGAUUUAUAGUGUAAAAUUUUAUCAAAAGUUAGUGUAAAAUUUUAUCAAAAGUUAUAUGUUAUUUCCAUGGUAAUCAAACUUAAAGAUUUUGUUUACAAAUUUCUAUUACCUUCUAAUACCACCCCUCCCAAUGGUAAUGCAUUGAAAUGAAUAUGAAGAAAAUGAGAUGAUUGAAGUUGGACUAAUAUGAUCAUCAAGGUAGCAUAGAGAUUUUUCAAUCAAAAUUACAUUAGUUUUUCAUUCUCAUUACCACCGUUUAUUACAAUUUUGCGCACUUUUGUCAAUUCCAGUUUCUAGCUAGCUAGAUUGUUGUAUACUCUGCCUUCGGAAAAUUGUUAUGCUUUCUUUUUUCUUGGUUGGUUCAAUCGGCGAAGAAUGGAAGUAGUUUAUCUGAAUCAGAGCACGAUA